CGAAUUCGUUAUAUAUCUCAAAUUAGCUCCUUUUGUACUGGGUGCGUGUAGAAGUGACUUAUUGCCUAGCACGUCCAAAAUCUCACAUGCAGUAGUGCAAUCAAUUCGCAUUCCGUCAAGCAACCUCUUUUGCAAUUGGUGUGACCCUAUCCAAUCAACUUCGUUUUUUCAAGUCGCCAUGAGUUCUGCAGUGGUCGAGCUCUCAUUCGAGAACUCUCGGAAGCCAGCGCGCGAUCAGCUGCUUAUUCCCGAGCGUACUCGCAAGCGAUUUGAAGCAGCAGGUAUUGAUCUUAGCAACGGCUACCCGGCAAUCCCGCCCCCAUUUCAGAGCGUUCAAGAAGCCGAGAGCAUUUUCUCCAAGGAUCGUGACUUCGUUGAUCGAGGUACAUUUGCCCGCAAAGACAAAAAGGCACUUUUUGAGGCCGCUGAAAAGGUCAUUCACCUCACGAAUCAUGUCGGAACCGAGAUCGUCGGUCUACAGCUCAAAGACUUGACAGAUGAACAGAAAGACGAUUUGGCUCUGUUGAUCGCGGAACGGUGUGUGGUGUUCUUUCGUGACCAGGAGAUUAGUCCACAGGAGCAAGUCUCCUUAGCUCAAUAUUUGGGGGAGCUCUACCCUCAAGGUGGCCACGUACCAGGGCUUCCGGAGGUGGCGGUCAUCUGGCCGGAUUUCUUCGCCAAAACCAUAAGGAAGCCCGACUAUCGUAAUCCUUUCCAGGGUUGGCACACGGACGUGGCGCAUGAGCGCUAUCCUCCUGGCAUCACUCAUCUACACAUGGAUGCCGUACCGGAGUUCGGAGGGGACCUCCUGUGGGCGAGCGGAUAUGACGCGUACUCCAAGCUCUCACCGAAAUUCCGCAAAAUGAUUGAUGGUUUGCACGCUGUGGUAAGAUCCCGGGAAUCAUUUCCAGACCUUGAUAAGCCAAAUGCAAAUCCGAGACCAGCAGAGAGGGUACAUCCUCUCGUGCGCGUGCAUCCUGUCACUGGGUGGAAGAGUCUGUACCUAAGUAGAGCCUGGACUGUGAGGAUUGUAGGGCUGGACAAAUCAGAAAGUGAUCUGAUACUCAGCCACUUGCUCACAGUUUAUGAGAACAACGCGGAUACUCAGGUCCGGUUCAAAUGGACACCGGGAAGCUCCGCGCUCUGGGAUAACAGAAUCUCACUCCACACCGCUAGCUGGGACUAUGAGAAUAAGGUAGAGAGGCAUGGGACAAGAGUUACUAUUUUGGGAGAAGAACCUUACUUCGACGAGAAAGCAACGUCAAGACGGGUGGCCUUAGGUUUAGAAGAUCCUCAGUAAAAGCUUCGAUACUUCCCUCAGCGCGGGACUCGUUGGGGUUGGUUGUAGCGCAGUCUUUGAGAAAUUAUUUCCGGAUCCUUGUAGGCUAAAGUGUUUAAGGAUCAGGCUGAUGAAAGGAUGUUUUUAGUAUCAAG
This is a messenger RNA of Truncatella angustata, 1434 nucleotides long. Its product is annotated as TfdA family taurine catabolism dioxygenase TauD. Gene Ontology annotation, molecular function: 2-oxoglutarate-dependent dioxygenase activity. The record is from RefSeq and is a predicted model, not a curated record. The transcript has 4 exons. Gene Ontology annotation, cellular component: cytoplasm. The coding region runs from base 179 to 1300 and encodes 373 amino acids. NCBI's taxonomy places the organism in Eukaryota, Fungi, Ascomycota, Sordariomycetes, Amphisphaeriales, Sporocadaceae.